AUGAAGUCUGACGUUGAAGUUACAGAUAUCGUGGCUGGCGAAAAAACAAACAACUCAGCCGAUGAUCAAUCAGUAACUUCUGUCCCGUCCUCGAGCCAUUCGACAGAGUCGGAGAACACCAAUGUCGAUGAACCAUCUGAGGAUGGCCAAGAAAACGUUGAUACGCAAAUAAAUAACUUGGGUCAUCGGCGAAAGAAAAAAAGAAACGUUUGUCGUUGUCGAUGCCGCUGUCGUUGCUGUAAAAUGUGCAGAUUGUGGAAAGUUGCAAAAACGACCUUGUUUCCUAUGAAAAAAGUGCUAAGCGAGAUGAGCUGUUAUCAUUAA
Ceutorhynchus assimilis (cabbage seed weevil) is the source of this 324-nucleotide messenger RNA. Lineage: Eukaryota; Metazoa; Arthropoda; Insecta; Coleoptera; Curculionidae. The record is from the annotation of a GenBank genome assembly.